AUUAUGGGUGGAUGUAGCUUCCCGAAUUGUCACAACAGCAGCGAGAAAGGUUUCAAAGUUAUGCGGUUUCCUAGGUGCAUUGAUAUCAGGAACAAGUGGGUAACAGCUUGCAAAAUUUUGAAACCCAUUAAUGAAAAUUCUCGGCUGUGUGAGGGUCAUUUUAGAUUGGAAAUUUCACCAAAUGAGAAUAUUCAAGACUGCGAAGAAGUUUUUCCUGGAACCUCAUACCAUUCUAACCAGCCAAGUGAUAAUUUUGAAAAGUCACCGCGAGAAUUACUCUUGGAGCAACAAAUCAACGAGCUUCUCAAGGAGAAUACAGCAUUAAAAAAAAAGGUUUCUCACAUGGCUGAAAAAUCAACUACGCUAGAUACUAACUUAAAAAAGUUUUUGAAUCCAGAUCAGCUGUUAUUUUUAAAAAGUAAUGCUUCUACGAAUUCUAAACCUUGGUCAGAGGAAACCAUCAAAAAAGGUUUAAGAAUUCGAUUACUGAUGGGUACUAAAGCUUAUAAAAGCUUAAGGGAUAUCGAAGGAUUUCCUUUGCCUGCGUUUUCUACACUUUACAGUAGACUAUCAGGUUUCAACUUUGCUCCUGGAACUUUCCAUAGCAUUAUUGAAUGGCUAGGGAUGAAGAUUCGACAGCAACAAGAUGAAACUGCUCAUUAUUGUGUGCUGGCCUUGGAUGAAAUGUCUAUCCAUCCAGCUGUUGAGUAUGAUCGGGGCCUCGGUAAUUUCAUUGGAUUAGUAACUCCGGAGUUAGCGAGAGACUCAAAUGAGGCUGAUACAAUGGCUUCUCACGCGAUUGCAUUUGUAGCUCGUGGCUUAACUAGUCAUUGGAAACAAUUAGUUGGCUAUGCGUUGACUGGAAAAUCAGUGACCUCUAAAUGUCUCUGGAAUUACGUGCAAGAAAUCAUAAGAGAGCUGUAUCAACAGGACAUUAUUGUCAAAUGCAUCUCAACGGAUGAAGGACCUACUAAUGUUGGUAUGUGGACUCUGAACAGCAUUACCUCUAGCCGUUAUUUGAUUAAUUCUUCUAGUCAGCAUCCAUCAAACCCUGAUGAACUUCUUCAUUGGACUUCUGAUGUUCCGCACGUCCUGAAACGCAUUUGGUCUCAAUUGUUGAAGACGAAGUUCAUUCUUAGCGGGCCUAUUGUCCAAGCAAACAAUUUACCAUCGUCUGAAGUUGAUAUUGCGCAUGUUCGGCAACUAGUAGAAUCGCAAUCACUCGGUGGGCCUGUGUUAGUUACUGGUGUUACUGCUGCAAUUCUAGAUCCAUCGCAAUUUGAUAAAAUGCAUGUUGGACUGGCUAAAAAAAUUUUGAGUGAAGAAAUGGGACGUGCAUUGAUGUUUUCUGCUCAGACUGGUUAUCUUCCGCAAGAAGCUAUGACAACCAGUUGGUUUAUUUUAUUAUGCAGCCAGUGGUAUGAUUUGAUGGUUUGUCGCCAUAAAAGUCAUUCUCUUGGAAGUGAUGAAUCUUCUUUAGAACGUGUUGAGUUUCUUCAAAGCUUCAUUGAGAGUAUCAAAGAUCUACAAUUUACAACCAAUAACAAAUGGAAACCUAUUCAACGAGGGAUAAUUCUUGUUACAACGACAGCGUUAAAUUUACGUAAAGAUCUGGUUUUAUCAGGAAAAUUUCAGUAUCUUCUUACGGGAUGUCUAACUUCAAGUUCUGUGGAAAACUUAUUUUCUCAGAUCCGAGCUGGUGGUGAUAUUCACCCAAAACCUCGUCAACUGCGGUACCGAAUGCGCUUAGUCGCUGUUGCUCAGUAUUUACGAGUUCCGUCAUCUGCAUCUUAUGAAGACGAUGAUGAGCCUUAUUAUUUGGAAUUUUUAAAACAGAAAAAGGAUGAACUUCGUACUACUGAUGAUGAAAAAACACUCGAUGCAAUUGAAAUGCCAAAUAGUUGUGUACUGUCAGCAAUCCAGGAGUACGGACUUUAUUACCUUUCUGGAUGGGCGGUAUUUGUAUCAGCCAACGGUUGCGAGGCUUGUGAAACAGCAACUAUUUCUUUAGAACCAUUGUCCAAU
Molecule: messenger RNA, 2025 nt
Organism: Cotesia congregata
Lineage: Eukaryota; Metazoa; Arthropoda; Insecta; Hymenoptera; Braconidae
Source: the annotation of a GenBank genome assembly